AUGGGUCAAUUGCAAUACGAUCCUGAGAUUGAGAAGACUGCAAAGAAGUUAAAGAAGGAGACUAGAUUGCGUAAAAGUAAAGUACUGCCAUCAACAUCUCUACAAUCAAGUACCACAACUGAAUCAAUUGCCUCUUGUGGCGAUUCUGAAAAAGAACAAACAAUGGCCGAAAAUCAAGUAGUGGCUGAAGAACAAAGAACUUUAAGGGAACUUUCUGCACCAAAUCUAAAUCAACAACCUCUUUGUAUUCAACAUCCUGCCUUAGAGGUUGGUUUUGAAUUAAGGUCAGGUUUGAUUCAACUACUCCUAACAUUUCGUGGUCUUGAAAAUGAAGAUCCACAUAAGCACCUGAAGGAGUUCCACGUGGUGUGUUCGAGCUUCAAACCGCAAAGAGUGACGGAAGAUCAAAUCAAACUACGUGUUUUCCCAUUCUCAUUAGCCGAUCGAGCAAAGGACUGGUUAUUUUACCUUUCUUCAGGCUCAAUAAACACAUGGGAUGAAAUGGUAAGACUAUUUCUUGAAAAGUUUUUCCCAGCAUCACGAGCUGCCAGCAUUAGAAGGGAAAUAUGUGGCAUCAAGCAAAGAGACACAGAGACUCUCCACGAGUACUGGGAACGCUUCAAGCAACUGUGUGCAAGUUGCCCUCAACAUGGAGUUUCUGAACAGCUCCUCAUUCAAUACUUUUAUGAGGGAUUGCUUCCUAUGGAAAGAAAGAUGAUGGAUGCAGCUAGUGGAGGUGCUAUAGUGAACAAAACUCCUCGUGAAGCUAGAGAUUUGAUAUCCAUUAUGGCUGCCAAUUCACAACAAUUUGGAUGUAGACAGGACGCACCUUCUAGAAGAGUGAAUGAGGUGAACAUUUCUUCCCUUGAGAAAAAAAUAUCUCACUUAACUACUCUUGUUCAACAAUUAGCUGUAGGAGGUACACAUCAGGUAAAAGCUUGUGGGAUAUGUGCUGCUACUGGACACCAAACAGACAUGUGUCUGACACUUCAAUAUGAUUAUUGUGAGCAAGCUAAUGCAAUUGGAGGCUUUCCAGGCCAACCACAACGAAAUUAUGAUCCCUAUUCAAAUACAUACAACCCAGGAUGGAGGGAUCAUCCAAAUUUCAGCUACAAACCACGUCCACAAUUUCCACAGUUUCAACCUAGACAACUCAUUCAAGAACAACCUUCAUCUUCACAACAACCAUAUUCUAAUUCAAGUAUGUCAUUGGAAGAUAUCGUUAAGUCACUUGCUACUAACACACAACAAUUUCAGCAAGAAACAAGAACAAGUAUUCAACACUUAGAAAGUCAGAUGAGCCAGCUAGCAUCUACCGUGAGUAGAUUGGAAUCUCAAGGGAAGUUAGCCUCACAAACUAUUGUUAAUCCAAAACAAAAUGUGAGUGCAAUUACCCUGAGAAGUGGAAAAGGGUUGGAAGAGCAUACUCAAGUGAGAAAAACACUCAACCGAGAUGAGGAAAAUGAAAAAGAAGUCCAUCAACCUCAAAAUGAUCAAAAACCUAUCAAAGAGCAUCCAAAGUCUUUGGUAAUUCCUCCUCCUUUUCCUAGUAGGUUGGCCAAAUCCAAGAAAGCUGAAGAAGAAAAAGAAAUAUUUGAGACAUUUCGAAAGGUCGAGGUAAAUAUUCCUUUACUUGAUGCUAUUAAACAAAUUCCUCGAUAUGCUAAGUUUCUCAAGGAGUUGUGCACAAACAAAAGAAAAUUAAAAGGCAAUGAAAUGGUGAGCAUGGGGGAAAAUGUUUCAGCUGUUUUACAAAAAAAGUUGCCUCCUAAAUGCAAAGAUCCAGGUAUGUUUACUAUCCCUUGCAAAAUUGGAAAUGUUAAUGUUGAUAGCGCAAUGCUAGAUCUUGGAGCUUCAAUUAAUGUCAUGCCCUUAUCUGUUUAUUCAUCUUUAAAUGUUGGCUCCUUAAAAGAAACUGGUGUAAUUGUUCAACUUGCUGAUAGAUCGAAUGUUUAUCCUGUCGGGGUUCUAGAGGAUGUUUUAGUACAAGUUGAUGGAUUGAUUUUUCCUGCUGAUUUUUAUGUGCUAGAUAUGAAAGAAGAUAAUCCCCCUAAUUCUUCAAUGAUCUUAUUAGGGAGGCCAUUUUUGAAAACAUCUAAAACUAAAAUUGAUGUGCAUGAUGGUAUAUUGACAAUGGAGUUUGAUGGUGACAUUGUUAAAUUUGAUAUAUUUAAUACUACCAUGAAACAUUUGAAUGGCAUGUCAUCUGUUUUUGUUGUGGAUAUUUUAUUGCAAGAAGAUAAUUGUCAUUUGAUUGGUGAUGAUAAACCGAAUGUUGCGUUGAAUAAAAAUCCUAACUAUGAGGAUAUGUUAGGAAGAGAAUGGCGUCUAGCCAAAGACAUCUGCCACUCGCUAUUUCAACUCGCCGAUGGUCUGGAGGCUCACUGUUUGUUGUGGACAGGUAGCGGCAUUGGUGCUGUCGUUGGGGUGGUUGGAAGUGGGCUUGGAGCCGGUGGCUCUGGACUGAGUAAAGUUGGAAGGAUACUGGAAUGGCUCUAG
Molecule: messenger RNA, 2499 nt
Organism: Ipomoea triloba (trilobed morning glory)
Lineage: Eukaryota; Viridiplantae; Streptophyta; Magnoliopsida; Solanales; Convolvulaceae
Exons: 3
Coding region: 1-2499 (832 amino acids)
Source: RefSeq, a predicted model, not a curated record